Molecule: messenger RNA, 402 nt
Organism: Eruca vesicaria subsp. sativa (arugula)
Lineage: Eukaryota; Viridiplantae; Streptophyta; Magnoliopsida; Brassicales; Brassicaceae
Source: the annotation of a GenBank genome assembly
AUGGCUCCUGAAUACCUGAAUCGCGGGCAAAUCUCAGCUAAAUCUGAUGUAUAUAGCUUCGGUAUUGUGCUUCUAGAGAUGAUAAAUGGUAAAAGAAAUAAUAGCUUUGAAGGAGAAGGAAUUGCAGCUUUUGCAUGGAAGAUAUGGACUGAAGGAAGGCCUGAGGUUAUAAUUGAUCCUUUAUUGGUAGAGAAUCCGAAUAACGAGAUCAUUAAGUUGAUCCAAACUGGGUUGUUGUGUGUUCAAGAGAAUGCGACAAAGAGACCAACCAUGAGCACUGUAAUAGUUGGCUUGGCAGUGAGAACAUCACCAUUCCUUUACCUAAGGCUCCUGUUUUCACAAGUAGCCAUUCCCAAUCUGAAGAGGGUACAAUGUCAAUUAGCAAUGUAUUCACAGAGUUGA